AUGUCAAUUGGCGAGAAACCCCAGGCUUGGAAGACGCAAGACGUUGAGCGCGAUGAUUCGUGGAUCUUGCGUCUGACCCCCGAGCAAAUUGAAGGCUUCAACACAGCACUUGCCUAUGCCAAGGAGCACCCCAAGCCUCUUCUUGAGAUGACCCAAGCCGACUAUCCACUUCCCGAGGUCUCCAAGAAGGCACUUGAGGCAGCCAUUGGCACCACCCAAGGCCGCUGGGGCAUGUGCCUCGUCAAGGGCUUCCCAGUCAAUGACUGGACUGAGGCCGAAAUGCGCGUCGCUUACUGGGGAAUGGGACUCUACAUGGGCGUCGGUCGGACCCAGAACCGCGCCAGCGAAGUGAUCAACGACGUUCGCGAUGCCGGCGGCAGCUACAAGGUCAAGGGCGGCCGUGGAUACAACACCAACGCCGGUCUCGACUUCCACCAGGACUCUGCCGACGUUGUUGCCCUGUUGUGCCGUCGCACUGCCAAGGAGGGCGGUACAUCCAAGGUGAUGAGCAGCAUUGCCUUGCACGAUAAGGUUGCCGAAGCGCGUCCUGACCUGCUGCCCGUUCUUGAGGCCAACAACUGGUUCCACAGCUUCCAGAAUGCCCAGGAUGCCACCCAGCCUCCUUACUAUCGCUGCCCGCUCAUGGGGAAGAGCGGUGCUUACUUCUGUGCCCGCACAAACCGCAAGAACACUGUUGCCGCGCAGCGGGAUUUCCCCGAGGUGCCGCGCCUUACGCCCCAGCAGGAAGAGGCACUUGAUUUCUUGGAUACUAUCAUGCCUUCCGAUGAGUUCUGCUACACUAUGGAGCUUGAGCGUGGUGAUAUGCAGCUUCUGAACAGCUUUGUUACGCUACACUCGCGCACACCGUUUGAGGACUAUGAUCUUCCGGAUGAGAAGCGUCAUCUCAUGCGUCUCUGGCUCUCUAUUCCUUCUUCUCAGCCACUACCCGCUGAGUUUGCCGAGUACUGGGGUGAUUCUAGGGCGGGCGCUGUCCGUGGUGGUGUCCGAGGGAGUGCCAUAACUGACGACUUCUUGAGAUAUGAGAAGCGUCAAGCCGAGGCUAUGGGCAUGCCUUGCAGGGGCUUCAGUCCGAUUGUGACGAAGGAAGAGAUGAGCAAGAUCGUGGGUAUGGCUUGA
Messenger RNA from Penicillium bovifimosum, 1137 nucleotides. Its product is annotated as TauD/TfdA family dioxygenase. The transcript has a single exon. The record is from RefSeq and is a predicted model, not a curated record. Gene Ontology annotation, molecular function: oxidoreductase activity. NCBI's taxonomy places the organism in Eukaryota, Fungi, Ascomycota, Eurotiomycetes, Eurotiales, Aspergillaceae. The coding region runs from base 1 to 1137 and encodes 378 amino acids.